UGGGGCUUAAUGCAAAUAAACUGAUUGCAAACGGAGCUUUCCCUUUGCACUUUGCAGCUGCCUGGGUUUUUUUUUGAGUGGCCAAGCCUCAGAUUUCUGUCUUUUUUUGCAGAUCUGCAGAAUAUGGCGUCCCUGUCCUGUUUUAAAAAUAAGCCAGGCUGCCAUUUUUGUUUUUCUUUUGUCUGAAAAUUUUAAUAAAACUGUCUGAGAAUGUGGGAGAGGCAGCUGAAAGGCAAAAGGGGCACCUAAAGGGGUGGUUUUUUCUUUGCUUUGCGUUUUUGUGUUGUUGCAAAGAUCUUGCUUGCACGGGGGGGAUACAAUGUAAUUGGACUUUUAAAAAAGGAAACAGUCAAACAUUUCUGUGGGAGGGGGUUUAAGAUUUAAAGUUAACUUAUGCAAAAGUUUUUUUAAACAGCCUUUUUAAAACAAAAACGCAAUGAAAAACCCUGCUCUGUAUUUUCUCUUUUUCCCUUUGGAUUAUUUAAUGGAAAAGUUAAUUGAAUCUGAAUGUAGCUAUUUUUUAAAAAACAGAUGGUUGUGAAUGUUGCAUGUUAGUUAAAAGGGAUUCCGGUUUUUGGGGUGGUGGUGGUGAAAAAGUGUUUUUUUUAUAUUUUGAUAGAAAGCAAUUUAUAAACGGAAUGUUUAACCAGGAAUAUUUUGCAAUUGCACUUUAGCAGGAAUGUAGUGUUUUCAGAGUGUGGAAUCUGCAGUUUUAGAAACUGACACAAUUUUUCGUGCCGUUGUACAGAGAGGUCUGUGCAUAUGUGAACAUGUAUUUAGUGUGUGCUAUCUAUGUGCAUCGUGUGCACAUGCAUUUACUAUUUAUACAGGCAUAAUUUUAAGUACAUGUUGGAUUGUACAUACAGUCCGUUCUAGAAUAUUUAAAAGAGAGUCCGACUAAGAGAAGUAUUCUAGGAUGUAAAUGCUUUAUUUUUAGAAAAGCUGCUCAUUCAGAAGUAUUGUACAGAGUGUAGUCAAGAGCACACAUCCUUCUCAGAUGCUACUGUAUGGUUAGUGUUGCACUUUUAUUUGCUGCCUGUCUUGGAAAAGUGAAGGACAAUUUCUCAAAUGCCUGUUUGAGCUGCUCUGUUACUGUUGCUCUGUGACUGAUAGCAGAUGGGUCAACGAGAGGCCUCUUAAAAGUCACAUUUUGGGGAAGAGGCAAAAGUUUUUUAAAUCCUGAUUUAGAAGAUUGGAGGGGGGUGGAUGGAAUCUGGCCCAGCCCUACGGCUGGUUCUGCUUUUGUCCAAAUAUUCCUAAAUAGUUUAGUCCAUCCCUGUUCCUGGGAUAACUCCUCCGACUUCCAUGGAGCUACUACAGGGAGAAAUUUGGCCCUUUGUUUAUUUUCUCUAAAGAGAAUGCGGCAUUCCCACGGAUGUGUUAGUUUGGAGGCAGUAUCUGUUGCCCCAGAACAACACCUUGCGCGCAACAUCUGUGCUCUGCUAGCUCUGGAGAUGGACAGAUGUCAGGGGAAGCACCGACAGUACAUACAGAGGAUGGCGGAGCCUCGCUUUAACAACCCCUACUUCUGGCCGCCCCCUCCCACCAUGCCCAGCCAGCUGGACAACUUGGUUCUGAUCAAUAAAAUCAAGGAGCAGCUGAUGGCAGAGAAGAUCCGGCCCCCUCACCUGCCCCCAACCUCGGUGUCCUCCCAGCAGCCCCUGCUGGUGCCCCCCUCGCCUGCAGAGAGCAGCCAGUCCAUCAUGUCCCUCCCCAAACUGCAGCAGGUCCCAGGGCUGCACCCACAGGCCGUCCCCCAGCCUGACGUGGCCCUGCAUGCCCGGCCGGCCACCAGCACGGUCACAGGUCUGGGGCUGGCCUCCCGUGCCCCCGCAGUCAGCACCUCGGAAUCCAGCACUGGCACCAGCACCCCCUCAACCCCCACCUCCACCAGUCAGAGCAGACUCAUCGCCUCCUCGCCCACCCUCAUCUCAGGGAUCACCAGCCCCCCGCUCCUGGACUCCAUCAAGACAAUCCAGGGCCACAGCCUGCUGGGGGCGCCCAAGUCAGAGCGAGGGAGGAAGAAGAUCAAGGCGGAGAACCCGUCGGGGCCGCCCGUCCUCGUGGUGCCCUACCCUAUCCUGGCCUCGGGCGAGACGGCUAAAGAGGGCAAAACCUACAGGUGUAAAGUCUGCCCCCUGACCUUCUUCACCAAGUCGGAGAUGCAGAUCCACUCCAAGUCGCACACAGAGGCCAAACCCCACAAGUGCCCGCACUGCUCCAAAUCCUUCGCCAACGCCUCCUACUUGGCCCAGCACCUGCGCAUCCACCUGGGCGUGAAGCCGUAUCACUGCUCCUACUGUGAGAAAUCCUUCCGCCAGCUCUCCCAUCUCCAGCAGCACACCAGAAUUCACACUGGCGACAGACCCUACAAGUGCCCACACCCUGGCUGUGAAAAGGCUUUCACGCAGCUCUCCAACCUCCAGUCACACCAGCGACAGCACAACAAGGAUAAGCCCUACAAGUGUCCGAACUGCUACCGGGCGUACUCGGACUCGGCAUCGCUGCAGAUCCACCUCUCUGCACACGCCAUCAAACACGCCAAGGCCUACUGCUGCAGCAUGUGUGGGCGGGCCUACACCUCGGAGACGUAUUUGAUGAAGCACAUGUCCAAACACACCGUGGUGGAACACCUAGUGAGCCAGCACUCGCCACAAAGGACGGAGUCCCCCGGCAUCCCAGUGCGGAUCUCACUCAUCUAAUCUGGGGCUCCCUCGCCCACCCCUACCCUGCGCAGCUCUCCUCCCCCCAAUUCCGGAUCGCCAGGGGCCAGGGGGCGGCUUGGAGGCGAUCACACAGACCACCCCCCCAGCACCGCCACCGAGUGCCCGCGCCUGCCGAGCCACGGGGAGCGACUGCGAAGACACUCAUCUUUUGGGAGAAAUUAAUGAAUGAAUUAAUGUUUGGAAAACACCCCUCGGCCCUGGUCCCGUCCCCAGCACCCUGCCGGGAGAGCCAGGGACUCGUCCACAGUUUUGGUGAAAUCCAAAGACUAUUUCAGAGCACUUUGAAUCUCUGUGUUUGGUUUCUUCAUUUUCUUUCUUUUUUUCCCCUUCUUUCUGCCCCCGCCCCCAUCCUCCGUGCUCCUUUCUGCUCUCUUUUGGAUACAAGUAGAGAUAUAUAUAUAUAUAUAUAUAUUGGCCAAGAAGUUGGUGCUGCUAAAACCGAAAACCCGAACUGGACAGAGACGCGCUGGAUGGCAUGGCGGGCAGGAUCCAGGGCCUGGCACUCGGGCUCCUUCAGCCUCAGGAUGAGACUCUGGGAUGUGCCCAGCCUGGCGCUUGGUAUCUGCUGCCCCUCCUGGACUCUCUGUUGGGAGCCAGCGUGAGGCCAGUUGAGAGGGGAAUGGGUUAACCUGUUGGCUGGAGAGGUGAGAUCUGCGGCUCUGCUGGCGUGGGGACAGGCGCUCGAGCAGCAGCCGCAGGAGGGAGACCUUUGUUCUGCAGACGUCGCUGUUCCCCGCUGGGGCUUGUCCCUCUGCCGCUUUGUCUAACCUCGUUGGGACGUUUUGGUUGUUUCCUUUGGUUUGUUUCAUUUGUCCUGGUUCGAGCUGCACAGGACUGGCUGGCCCCGCGGCCGCGUCGUGGUCCGUGCACAUUUCACCCGCGCCCUCUGCCCGGCUGGGGUAAGUGUGGUGGCUGCCGGAGGAGGCGCUCCGCCUACGACAGGCACACAGCCGGGGCUGGCCACGUUCAUCGAGGGCAGGGCUGGCCAUGCCUGUGCAGAAUCCAGAGAUGCAGCCCAUGGAGACCACAGGUCCCAGCAUGCCGUGCUCUAGUUUGAGCUAAGCAGUAUCCCACCAGAUCGGGAAAGUGCAUUGCCUGCUGGGAGCUGUAGUCUAUAGGAGUGGGGCAGCGAGUCAGGCAGACUGUGGCCAGCUCUGGUAUAGUCCCAGCUGUGGGGCUCCCCUUUCCAGACCCCAGCUCUGCUAGACCAGCCAUGGCAUGUGGGAGUGGAGGGGCACUGAGGAUUGGGGGGGGUGGGGCAUGGGGUUUCACAGCAGGAGUUUGGGAGCCUCAGCUGUCCACGGUCCGCUGCCCUUUCUCGCCCCCCCGAGUCCACCUGGUGCUAACUAGGGAUUGUCCUGAGCUAUGAAGGGGCGUUUGCUAAGGAAGAGUGAGUGUGAGAGAUGGGGGCGGGGGGGGAUACUUGCCGCAGGUUAUGCUCUUUGACGUGGAUUAUUUUUCAAUCUCUCUUCCCCACUAUGGGCAUCUAGUGCUGCUGCUCUGGAAGCCCGGGCACCACAGCAGCCCGGGGCAAGGGGGCAGCCUGGGGUCUCCUCUGUCUCCAUUACCUCCUGGAGCCUGUGUUUGCUUAUCGAGGGGCUGGGCCCCAGGCAGAGUGUUGCAUGUGGGAGAGGUGGGUCUGCCCCAUGGGAAAGCUCCCUCCAGACCACCCCAACCAGGAAUGUCUCUACCCCCUGUGCCCCGGCUCUGCCCCUCCCUCUGGGUUCCCAGCAGGGCACUGGCAAACACUUUCUGCACCUUCACAGGAUUCACAUAGAAACCCCAUCCAGUCCCUGAACCCUGCCGCAGGGCUAGCACUGGCUCAGUCCCUGGGGCUUGGGCACCAGCCAGCUGCCGUGAGAAUUUCCCUUUCUCCUGCUGUGACUGUGCAGGAUGGUAAUGAAGCCACCUGCAGAGCACCUGUUGGCUGGCACAGUAACACCUGGAACAUCUGCUGGCUGGGCACAGCUCCCGUUAGCCCUAUCCACACUAGGGCCUGUGAUGGGCUCCAUUUCUGACCCAGCUGUAACCCUGCCCAUGCUCAGAGCACCUGUCAGUUGUUCUGAACUUGGCUGACCCUACCUUGGCUCAGCCGGGACCAUGGUUUGGGCUGUAGCUUGUGCUCUGUGAAACAGGGCCGAUUAGAAUCAGGUUUGAGGGUCACUUGCAAACAGGGCUGUACUGAGCACAGGAGGGCUCUGCAGGACUUGGGGAGAUCAGCAGGGGAUAGCCUGCAUUGCCCCCACUCCCUGCUGCUGGCAUCGGAGGUGAGCUGUGACAUUAGCACCCCUUGGAUCUGAAAUUCUGAUCCAUUGGGGUCUGAUUCUGCUGCCAUGACAAAGCUCUCCCAGAGGUUAGUGGGGCAGGAUUAGGCUGUGAGCCCCCCUGGUUCCUGGGAUGCAGGGAACAAACCAGCUCCCUCCUGAGCAAACUAAAACACUAAAGGGGAAGAGGAAAGCCAGCGUGUCCUGGGGGCUGUGCCUAGUAGCAGGGACUGGCAGUGCCUGAGGGGGCUGACUUAGUCUGUCCUGGGACCAUGUGGCUGGUCAGACGGGCGAUGGGAGAAACGCAGAGCGGUCUGUAUUCCCGGAGCGGCGUUCCUUCCCCACCUCCCCAGGCACCUCCUGGAAAUCAGCCCCCCAGCAGUGCAGUCCCCUGGCAGGGAACCUUGGAGCAGGCUUAGGAGGGAGAAAUCCAGCAACAAGAAACACGAGGCCCUUCCCUUCCCUGGGGUCACCUCAUUGGGUACAGUAGUGGUACCACAGGCAUGGAUCCCACUGCCCUCCACGUGAUUCCCUCGGGGCACCUGGGCACCAGCUUGAUCUCUGGCCUUUGGGGGACUGAGCUAUUUUGGGAGCUGCAGAGCCUGCUCUCAGGCCAGAUGGACUGGACGGGGAUUCCCCCAGCCAAGGGUGCUGUGAUCCGCCUCUCUGCCCUGCAGAAUCCCACAUACCAGACACCGAGAAGCAAAUGCAGCAGGAAGAAUGAUUUGCAAUGUGUAAAUACCUCCAAUGGAGCAGCUUUGGAGGGGCCUGGCCCAGCCAGAGUCAACGGCAACAGCAGCAGCAGGCCCUGCAGGGAACAAAUACACUAGGGCAGCGUUUCUUGGGCGGGAGCUCAGAGCUAACUCAGCUCAGCAGGGCCAUGGUCGGAGCUCGCACUGAUGGAGAGCUCACCACUGCUCCAGCUGGAAGCACUGGCUGGCUGCUCAUGCACUAACCCAGCUUCUCCCAGCAGGAGGCGCUGUGCAUUGCUGGAGAGAACAUCCUCCCACGCAGGAGGUGAUACAGCCACCUGUGGCCACUUAAGCCUUUCACUGCCAGAACAGAAACCUCCCAACCAUGAGAGAUUUAUAAAAGCAGAGCAGAUCCAUCCCCUCCCUCUCCCCCUCCAGCAGCAAAUCAUAGAUCCCUUCCUGUUGGGUGAAACCAAUUCAAUAUAGUAUUAAAGAAGAAGCAAGCAGAGGGGCUUGCCCUCCUCCCUGUUUGGAAAGCCGUGCCCAUGCCUGUGUGUGGCUGGAUGGAUACAUGGAGUUAUAUAAAUAUACGUGUGUGUGUGUAUAUAUAACACCUAUGUAUAGAGACGGAAGAAUGCCCCACGUCCCCCAGCCCUCCAAGAAAGACUAGACAAAAACUCAUAUAUAUUAUGUACUCUUUGGUUCCGUUUUGGAUAUUAACUGUUAUUUUUAUACACUUUUUAAGCCUUAACUAUAUCAUUGUUUUACCAGGUUGUUUGUUUAUUGCCUACUCUGUUUAUUCAUUUGAUUCUCUUUUUACCCUGCCCUCUGCCCUUUGUUUCUGAAUCGAUGUUGUACGAUAUUCAAUAUUGUAACCUUUUCGUCAGCAUGUUAAUACUGUGUAAAUAUGCCUCUUAUACAUACUGUUAACACAUCUUUUUGUUUUAUUUUUUUUUCUAUAUGAAAAUCCAGGCCACGUGUCUCUAGCUCUAGUUAUUACCUUAUUAAAAAAGAAAAAAGGAAAAAAAAAAAAAAAAGGAUUCUCCCUCCCCCUUCUCUCUGUCUCGCAUUGUGGUUAACGGAAAGACAUGAGGAGGCUGCGGCUUCCGUCUCGAAAGUUUGCAUUAUGUUUAAAAGAAAAAGAAUUUUAAAAAAAAAUUCCAAACAAUUUUGCUCUUUGUAUUUCUGUUGUGAAACAAAAUAAACUGUACAUGCAAACUUCUGAAGGCCUGG
Trachemys scripta elegans is the source of this 6915-nucleotide messenger RNA. It is a transcript of the gene ZNF362, whose product is annotated as zinc finger protein 362. The transcript has 9 exons. Lineage: Eukaryota; Metazoa; Chordata; Testudines; Emydidae. Gene Ontology annotation, cellular component: nucleus. The coding region runs from base 1359 to 2702 and encodes 447 amino acids. The record is from RefSeq and is a predicted model, not a curated record. Gene Ontology annotation, molecular function: DNA-binding transcription repressor activity, RNA polymerase II-specific; RNA polymerase II cis-regulatory region sequence-specific DNA binding. Gene Ontology annotation, biological process: central nervous system development; negative regulation of transcription by RNA polymerase II.